Atta colombica is the source of this 858-nucleotide messenger RNA. RefSeq names its product neuferricin. Gene Ontology annotation, cellular component: membrane; endomembrane system. Bases 46 to 858 code for a protein of 270 amino acids. The transcript is spliced from 4 exons. The record is from RefSeq and is a predicted model, not a curated record. Lineage: Eukaryota; Metazoa; Arthropoda; Insecta; Hymenoptera; Formicidae.
UCGGAGUAGCCCACGCUGGAAUUCACAUUUGUAAACAGCGUAAUUAUGUUUUCCAAAUAUUUUUGGCUAUCGCUGCUAUUGGCGAUCGUGUAUUUCUUAUAUUCGCGCGGUUUUUAUGAGAAGAUCAAGUUUCAAUUAAUGGAAGAAACAUUAAAUUUAGCUGACACGAUAUAUUUUGGAUUAAAUGAAAACUCUGGCGGGUCAAAGAUGUUCACUAUAAGCGAAUUAGAACGAUAUACAAAUCUGGAGAAUGGUUUAUAUCUUUCGAUCUUAGGUCAAGUCUUCGAUGUAACAAAAGGAGAAAAACAUUACGGAUCAGGAAGAAGUUAUCAUGCUUUCACUGGUCGUGAUGCUUCUUUGGCAUUUAUCACUGGAGAAUUUGAUGAUCAAGGUUUAACGGACGAUAUAUCUAGUUUAUCGAUGCAACAAGUGAAAGCAUUGAACGAUUGGGUACAAUUUUAUAAAACAAACUAUAUUUACAAAGGAAAAUUAUAUGGUAGAUACUAUAAUCAAGAUGGUAGCCCAACUAUAGAAUUUUAUAAAAUACAAGAAAAGUUAUUACUUCUUCAAAAGGAGAAAGCAUUAGAAGAGGCACAAAACAGAAUGUUCCCACCUUGUAACGUAGAAUGGAAUCUAGAUAUUGGUACUGUAUUCUGGUGUACUGAAAGAAGCGGUGGAAUUGAUAGAGAUUGGGUGGGAGUACCAAGAAUGUUUUUCGAGACCGCACAAGGUUCAUCCAGAUGCACUUGUGUUAAAUUAGAUAGUAAGGAAUAUGAAGAAAAUAAAGCUAGAUUUAAAGAAUACGAUGGCUGUGAUAAGUAUGCGACGAAAUGCACUUUGAGAAUGAAUAAGACAUAA